Molecule: messenger RNA, 1796 nt
Organism: Lineus longissimus
Lineage: Eukaryota; Metazoa; Nemertea; Pilidiophora; Heteronemertea; Lineidae
Product: transmembrane protein 41A-like
Exons: 7
Coding region: 674-1525 (283 amino acids)
Source: RefSeq, a predicted model, not a curated record
UUUUGUUCCCUUCUGAUGGUAUCAAGUUUUCAGUACUCCAACACCAAAUGCGUGUUGCUAACAUCCCAAGCUUAAGAAAUUAUUCCUACAAAAUGGUUUGCACCAGUCUGACUGGCGAUUGAGACAAAUCCUGCAUGAUGUCACUGUCUAGUGAUGAGCUCAUCCCGCCUGCCCUGGUCUUGACUCUUGUCUUGGACUGGAGCAGUGCAGGAGGAAUACUGCCUGGAGAAAAUCACUUCCAAAUGCAGAGCGAAUGCUGAAGAAUCAAGAAGAAGAAGAAGAAACUGUCGAGCAUGGUAGUCAAUAGGCGAGGCCUUUUCGAAGAAGCGAAUCAAAGACAGAGCCCCAACAAAUCAGUGAAUUGUACACACUCGGAAGAUUUCAGAAGACCUAAACUGACUUCAGGCAAUACCCUUUGCUCUACGUGAAGCACAUGACUGGUCAGUGCCCAAACAAACUUCUUCGAAAAUGACCCUCACUCUGCAAGUUACUCAGUUACUUGCCUUAUCAUUCAUUUAUUGACCUCUGUCAUGCCAUUUAUGUGUGUCAGGUGCUUAUCUCAAAGUCCAGUGCACCAUUGUUUUGAUAAUGGUUCCACAUUGUGUCAGGAAUUCAAAGGAAUACAUGUAGGCCCUAUUGAUAUUGAUGUUCUCGAUGUCUUCAUUUGGAUGUAAUGGCUGCGUCUUUCACUAUUCAUAUGGAGCCAACAAACGCUCAUGGAAUCACUGCAGAUGCCAUUGAGAUUGUGGAGGAGUUGCCUUCCAAGAAAAGAUGGUCAGCAAUGUUGCGCAUCUUGUGGAUCCCAGUAGUGUUCGUGUCGUACACAGCAUUCCUCUACUACCUCUCUUCACAUCUACCUGACCUACCUGCGGCAAGUGGAGGUUCUGCCAUAUCAUUCCCGACGAAUCUCCAAGAGUUGACGAGCUUGGCUGCAGUGCUGUCCCAGUAUAAAACACACCAUCUCGGUUAUGUCCUCAUCUUGUUUUGCUCAGCAUACAUUUAUAAACAAUCAUUUGCCAUUCCGGGAUCUGCAUUGUUGAAUCUGUUAGCAGGUACUCUAUUCGGCGUGCAGUAUGGAUUCCCGUUAGUCUGUCUCCUCACAGCCUUCGGGGCAACGUGCUGCUACCUUCUGUCGCAAUUUUUCGGAAAAACAUUCAUCUUAAAAUAUUUCCCUGAUAAGGUGAAGAGAAUGCAAAAUCUAGUCAGUGAGAAUUCCGACAGUCUCUUCUUCUUCCUGUUGUUUCUGCGACUCUUCCCGAUGUCGCCCAACUGGUUCCUAAACAUGGCAUCUCCGAUUAUCAACAUUCCUAUACAUCUCUUCUUUUUAUCUGUCUUUAUUGGUUUAAUGCCUUACUGCUUCAUCUGUGUUCAGACGGGAUGCAUCCUUUCAACGAUCUCCUCCAUGAGUGAUAUCUUUACAUUCUGGACCAUGGCUAAGCUAGCUGGGGUUGCCAUGGUAGCGCUGUUACCGGGAUACCUCAUCAAAAGAUACCACAAGAAGGAUAUAAAGCUUGCUCAGGACUAACAUUGACUCUAUUAUUUAUACUUCACGGGACAGAAUAUUUUUGUUUUAUGAACAGUAUAUAGGCUUUGUGAAGUCUUCUGUGCAGGACAGCAGAUUCUGUUGAGCAGAAUGCUGAGACCAAGUGAUUGAUGUGACUGGGUAAAUGAUGGUAUGCCAGUUGGAACUAUUGUUAUUAUUCGAACAAACGUUUAACUUAUUAUCUUAUUGGUUGCAGACUGUAAAUGUACAGUUUCAUUGUUGUGUAAUUAAAGAAAACACUUUUUCUAACAAA